AUGCAGCGAAUGCAUGAUCAGAUUGAGAAUGAUAACUUAGAGAGAGAACAAAGAAGUCAAAUUCCCUUACCCCCACCUCCCCCAGGCCGUAGGCCUAUACUUAUUCCCUCAUUUCGAAUACAGAAAGGGAGUGAUAGUACAAAUCCGGUUGAUGGUAAGAGGAGGAAGGUGACUGUGAAUUCUCCUUUGGAGAGAGCAUUUCAGAAUAAUGCUAGACAUGAAUUGGAUAGUAGAAUUAUUAUAAUGUUUUACACCGGUGGGCUUUUGUUUAACUUUGCAAGGAACCCAUAUUAUCGUAGUUCCUAUUCAUAUGCUGCUACCUAUAGCAUUCAAGAUUAUGUUCCUCCUGGAUAUAAUGCCUUGAGAACAACACUUUUGCAAAGAAAAAGAGCUCAUGUUGAAAGACUUUUAAAACCAAUUAAGGACUUUUGGCUUGAAAAUGGAGUAACUAUAGUUUUUGAUGGAUGGUCAGAUCUACAAAGGAGGCCUCUUAUUAAUAUUAUGGCUAUAUCAGAUGGGGGUCCAAUGUUUAUAAAGGCAAUUGAUGGGUCAGGUGAGUUCAAAGACAAACAUUAUAUUACUAGGGUAUUGAAGGAUGCUAUAAAAGAGAUUGGACAUAAAAAAGUUGUCCAAGUCAUCAUUGAUAAUGUUAGUGUGAUGAAGUUUGCUGGAGCUCUUAUUGAAGCAAAAAAGACUGAAAAGAAUGAAGUUACAUAUGAAGAAUGUAGUUGGAUUACAUGUAUUGCUGAUGAUGCAUCCUUCAUACGUGUUUUUAUCAUGAACCAUUCAAUGAGGUUGGAUGAUGUUGGAAAAGCUCAAAAGGUGAAAGAUAAGAUUCUAAGUGAUCGUUGGUGGGAUAUUGUAAAUUAUAUCCUUGAAUUCACAGCACCUAUUUAUGAUAUGCUACGAGGAGCCGACACAGAUAAGCCUUGUCUUCAUUUUGUAUAUGAGAUGUGGGAUUCAAUGAUAGAAAAGAUGAUGGCAGCAAUAUAUCGGCACGAAGGCUUGGAAGAUGAUGAGUAUAGCUUAUUUUGGGGUGUGGUAUAUGAUAUACUCAUUAAUCGAUGGACUAAAAAUUGUACACCACUACAUUGCUUGGCUCAUUCUUUAAAUCCUAAGUAA
Molecule: messenger RNA, 1122 nt
Organism: Quercus robur (English oak)
Lineage: Eukaryota; Viridiplantae; Streptophyta; Magnoliopsida; Fagales; Fagaceae
Exons: 3
Coding region: 1-1122 (373 amino acids)
Source: RefSeq, a predicted model, not a curated record